This is a messenger RNA of Owenia fusiformis, 1375 nucleotides long. NCBI's taxonomy places the organism in Eukaryota, Metazoa, Annelida, Polychaeta, Sabellida, Oweniidae. The record is from the annotation of a GenBank genome assembly.
CCCUUCCCACAGUGACAUAUAUACUUCGAACAGUACUUCACAUUAAGGUUUGGGGCAAAAUGUUGUGUGAAGUACCGAUCAGUUUAGAUCACAUCCAUCUAUUUCAUAUGCCCAAACAUGGGUGGGUGGGCCGGGAAAAUAUGUCAAUUACUAACUACUGUGAGUUAAUCAACAUAUACAAACACUCACAACACCUCCACCAGCAGGUACAAAGUCCCUUCCACGAAUCCACAAAUUACUCGAUACUGAUUGUACUUGGUUUUCAUAUAGAUGUCACUGUGGAUAGUACCCUUCCCACAGUGACAUAUAUACUUCGAACAGUACUUCACAUUAAGGUUUGGGGCAAAAUGUCAGUUGCGUAUGCAUAUACUCGAUAUAUCAUGCAUCAUGAUACAAUAUGUCACCACUUCUGGUGGUGACAUAAAACUUUUAUUCUCUUCUCUCCUCCCAAUACUUAAAUAACGAAAAUAUUUUACUCUCAUUUAUAACUUUAUGAUUCCAAACUCAAAAUUAACAUAGUGACAUAAUUAAUACAUUUAUUUUACAAUACAUCACAUACACUAUUACAAAAAACAAUUUAUGGCUGAAACGCUGGCACAGAUUUAGUAUGUUGCCUUAAAAAUAUUUUCUGGCUCGUCAUUAUUUACAACAGCUUUUGCCAAUCUACUGGAUACACUCUAGCUCAGAAUCUUUUAGCAAUCCUACCCAUGUAUAAUAUUGUACGCUUUCAUCUGUGAAGCAACCUACGUGACGCAUCACCUCCGAGGAGGAUGUUGCAGCCCCGGGAAGUACAUGUACCAUUGUUAAUGCACAUCCUACCCUCAAGCUAUGGGGGGUCUCCCCUUCAUCCAAACCUAACGUUGCUAGAUAAUAUUUCAGACGAUCAUGAAUAGCAUUAUACUUCAACGGUUCCUCCAAUAUUAUACCCGAAUUUGACAUUGGCCGAAAAAGAUACCCAACUGAUAAAUCCACCCCUUCACUUUUCAUAACUUUAACAUAAUCUUCUAAUCCCUUUACCGGACACAUAAUCUUGUCCUCACAUUUUCUCAAGACAAAUAUGUUGCUCUUCCUCCACACAAUGUUUUACCAAAGCUUAGAGAAAUACAGAAUCCUGAACCAUCGCCCAGUUUGGUUAUUUCCUGAGAUUUUAAAUGGGAUAAAACCCCAGCCCUGUCACCCACUAGAAACUGUAACUUGAAAAACGCCUGGUCUAGAUCUCUCAACAAAAUGUAUCUCAAUGUAUUGCUCAAAUCUAUAACCUGUAGCUCUCGAUCAAUAAAUCCCAUGAUCUUCCUAAUUUUUGACCUGAAUAUGGGUUUUGCCUGUUUAGGAAUAACGUGACCUUUCUCAUGACCCUCUUUCAAAAUCUUUACUG